AUGAAAACAGGAACUUCAAAUUUCUUCAAUGAUCAAACUGUUGUUCUCACCACUAAACUUCUACGUUGGACUAUUUGUUCUCUCGUUCCAAUAGCUUUGGUUCUUAUAUACUUCUACCAUCUACCAAUUCUACCCCUUUCAUCUCCCGAAUCUGACUUCACUCAUUCCAAUAUCACUGAUCACUCUUCACCUUCAUCUUCUUACGCAGAGAAGAAUUUUUUUUACCAAAACCAAUGUGAUUACUCAAAGGGUGAUUGGAUCAAAGACACGUCAAGUCCUUUAUAUAAUGACACAACAUGUGGUAUGAUGAAAGAAGGAAGAAAUUGCAUCAAACAUGGAAGACCUGACUCUGAUUAUCUUUAUUGGAGAUGGAAACCAAGUGAAUGCUAUCUUCCAAGGUUUGAACCACACACUUUUCUACAACUCAUUAGCAAUAAGCAUAUAGCUUUUGUUGGAGAUUCAAUGGCUAGGAACCAAUUAGAGUCUCUUCUAUGCAUGUUAGCAACUGUUUCAGUUCCUAAUCUUGUGUACCAAAACGGCGAUGAUAAUAAGUUCUCCAAGUGGUACUUUUCUUCAUACAAUGUAAGUGUUUCAUUGUAUUGGUCUCCAUUUCUAGUUCAAGGUAUUGAAAAAUCAAGCACAAGGCCGAAUAAUGAGCUAUAUUUGGAUCUUGUGGAUGAAAAAUGGGCAAAGGAUAUGGAUCAAAUGGACAUGAUUGUGUUAUCAGUUGGACAUUGGUUUUUGCUUCCCGCGGUUUAUCAUGAAGGUGAUUCAAUCUUAGGAUGUCACUAUUGUCCUGGUCUUAAUUACACUGAUAUGGAAUUUUAUGAUGCAUUGAGAAAGGCUUUAAGGACUACUCUUCAUAGCAUAAUUGAUAGAAGAGAAAAUGAUAAAAGUAAAGGAUUUGAUGUAUUUCUGACAACAUUUACACCACAUCAUUUUGAAGGUGAUUGGGAUAAAGCCGGUGCUUGUCCAAAGACUAAGCCUUAUAGGAACGGCGAGAAGGAAGUUGAAGGAAUGAAUGGUGAGAUCAGGAAGGUUGAGAUUGAAGAAGUUGUGGCUGCUAAGGUGAAAGGGAGUGAAAAUGGAAGGUUUAGAUUUGAGAUAUUGGAUGUAACGGAAUUGGCUUUGUUGAGACCAGAUGGUCACCCCGGUCCUUAUAUGAAUCCUUUUCCGUUUUUUGAUGGUGCUCACGAACAUGUGCAGAAUGAUUGUGUUCAUUGGUGUUUACCUGGACCGAUCGAUACAUGGAAUGAUAUAUUUUUAGAAAUGAUAAAGAAAUGGUGGGAAGAAACUAGGAGUGAAGAUUGA
This is a messenger RNA of Vicia faba (fava bean), 1311 nucleotides long. The record is from the annotation of a GenBank genome assembly. NCBI's taxonomy places the organism in Eukaryota, Viridiplantae, Streptophyta, Magnoliopsida, Fabales, Fabaceae.